GGAGCCUUAGGGAGGCGUCUAAGGGCCAAUAAAGAGCGUUAGAUAAAUCCAUCACAGGCCUGUGGAUUACAGUAAUCCCAUCCACUCUCUCGUUUGGGUAGCACACACUCAUCACAUUCCAGCAGCUGAAGAGGAAGAUGGAGGUCACUGCUCGGUGUGCUACUGUACUCUUCCUCCUGCUUCUGUCUCAGGCUCUGAUGGCCGUUCACUCUCAAGAGGAGGAGGAGGAGCUACAGGAGGAGGACCAGCAGGAGAUCGAGACGUGGACAUCAGAUACUAAAACCUGCACCUGUGACUGUGAGUCUGCCGGCUCACCGACCAUCAGCCCACCUGUCCCGCCCACCUCACUGCUGCCGCCACUGCUGCCCCCUCAGGGUGACCUGCUGAACUGCAUGCCAGAAUGUCCUUACCACAGAGCUCUGGGCUUUGAAUCUGGAUCUGUGGAAUCAGACCAGAUCAGCUGCCCCAGUCAGGACCAGUACGUGGGCUGGUACUCCUCCUGGAUCCCCUCCAAGGCUCGCCUUAACAACCAGGGCUUUGGGUGCGCGUGGCUCUCCAAGUUUAACGACCUGCAUCAGUGGAUCCAGAUCGACCUGAAGGAGGUCUCCGUGGUGUCCGGUGUCCUCACUCAGGGCCGCUGCGACGCCGACGAGUGGAUCACUAAAUACAGCAUCCAGUACCGCACGGUGGAGACGCUCAACUGGAUCUAUUACAAAGACCAGACAGGAAACAACAGGGUCUUCUAUGGGAACUCGGACCGCUCCUCCACGGUACAGAACCUGCUGCGCCCCCCCAUCGUAGCCCGAUUCAUCCGCCUGCUGCCGCUGGGCUGGCACACCCGCAUCGCCACCCGGCUGGAGCUGCUCAUGUGCAUGAACAAGUGUCCCUGAAGGCAACACGGCCUGCUCACUGUCCACCUGAUAACCUGCAGCCUGCCAACAAAAUAGAUCCUUGAUGUUACUUUGUUAUAGGACCAGUGGUGGAGAGUAACUAAGUACCUCUACGCACGUACUGCAGUUUUAUACACAUGUGAGGUACUUUACUUAGUUUUUUCUUGUUACUGUAUUUUUCACUGUGCUACAUCUCAGAGGUACAUAUUGUACUUUUUACUCCGCAAGUGACAGAAAAUGAUCACAAAGAGAGAUAAAACAAAUACAAAGAGACUCAAAUCAGCUACAAAGAGACAUAACGACUACAAAAUGACCAAACGAAUUAAAAAGUGACAGAAAACAACAGCCAGAUGUAAAACGGCUGCAAAACGACAACAAAGAGACUCUAAAUGACUAAAAAAAGAGACAGAAAACAACUACAAAGAGACAGAAA
Molecule: messenger RNA, 1323 nt
Organism: Anarrhichthys ocellatus (wolf-eel)
Lineage: Eukaryota; Metazoa; Chordata; Actinopteri; Perciformes; Anarhichadidae
Product: retinoschisin-like
Exons: 6
Coding region: 138-890 (250 amino acids)
Source: RefSeq, a predicted model, not a curated record